GCCCUGCUGUUUGGGCUUAAGCCCCACCCAUUAGUGAGACAACAUCUCAGGGAGAGGAACUCACCACACAACUAACCAAAUGCAGCACGCACAUGCACCAUCACACACAUUCACAAACGCAGUCUGAACUUUCGACACAUAUCGGAGCCAACAUCCUGACUUACGCUCGCUGUGGACCGUGGAGCAGCUGUCUGCGCGCUGAAGACUCAGACCAGAGCAGACAUCCAUUAGAAUAAAGAUGGAAACUGCUCAGGAACGCAAGCCAAAAAGACCUCACUAUAUUCCCCGACCGCCAGGCAAGCCUUUCAAGUACCAGUGUUUCCAGUGUCCUUUCACCUGCAACGAAAAGUCCCAUCUCUUCAACCACAUGAAAUAUAACUUGUGUAAAAACUCCAUCUCCUUGCUGUCACAGAAAAAUGGGCAAACAGCCCGAAGGGUCAAAGCUGGAGUAAAGGGAGACACGGUCAAAUCUAAGGACUGUCAAAGCCCACCACCAGUAGUUCAGAACAAUAUUCCUGAGACACAGGGAACUGAGGAGAACAAAGCUGAGAGCAGAGAUGACACAGAAGAAGUUGACGUUGAGUGUGACAGUCCAGUCAAUAAAGACAGCCAGAGUGUGGAAAAAUCAAAUACAGUAAUGGAGGGAGAGAACAUGGAGAGCAAUGAGUCUCUGCCGCGCCCAUCUGCCUUCUACCCUGUCACACCCAAAAGUGACGAAGCAGAAGCCUUUAAGUCGGAGGAAUCACAAGCUCCUGUGCCCACUUUCAACCACCCAGGCUUUCCAUGGGGCCCGAUUUCAUCAUCAAUUCCCUUAAAAUCAUUCACCCCUACCAUGGUUGCUGAAUACUCUCCUUAUCUCCUGUCUGACCGUUCCCUGUAUCCACCCUACUACCUCCCAGCAAACCACCAUGCAAAUGAGCCAAACUCUCCUUCUUUCCGGCCAGAAUUUUCGGAUCCCCAGAGGCCUGUGGUGCCACAACCAAUUGCCCCACCUCACACUUCACUCUUUCCCCCACAUCCAUACAGAUACUGCCACCCUUUUCACCCGGGCCCCCCUCUGAAUUUUGGCCUGUACAGACCCCAUGAGAUCUCCAUGCAAAUUACAGGGUCCAGAUAUCUACCACUGGAUUUGUAUGGCCCAACGCUUGGGCCUAAGGAUUAUGACAUAUACAUGCAUUCACGUCCCAGUCACAACAGCCUCAACACAUCUACACAAGAGGAGAACAACAACAGGCAAAGUGAAGACAAGGAAACCAGGCUGAGUCCUAUAGAAGGCUGUUCAGCCUUGGGGUCCCCUGACAGACCCAGUCAUGCACACAUCAUCCAAAGAGACACAGAGGCCCCACACUACAUGAGAGACUCACAGACAGUCACCCAACUAGGACACACAGCUGCAGCCACCCAACCCAUCAAAACUGACUUAAGACACGAGGAGUCUGCAGAAAGCUUGCAGCAGUUAGGAUCUCUGCACGUGGAUGGAGGACCAUCAGAGAGUAGCAGAUAUUCCUCUAUGCCUCUUUCUAAACCAUAUCCUGAAACUACACCAGACCAAAAUGAUGAGGACAACAGAGAUGAUCUGGCCCCACUAAACCUCUCAACAAGGAAUCAGGACAAAGAAAGUAGUCCUUCUGACCACAGACUGAGGGUCUCAGACAGAGAGAAAACAAAUGGGGAAGAGUUACCUCUGAACCUCAGUCUGCGAGCUUCUUAUAGCAGCCCUGUUCACAGCUCCACCUUGAGCACUUUAAAAGAUCUUCAGCACAGGCCAGAUACUGAGCUGGAUGAAGAACGAUGUGACCAGAGGCGGACUGCAGCACUGGCACUCUGCCAGCUAGCCACUGCAAGUUCUGCUGCCUCUUUGUGGGACUUGAGUCCUGCAGAUAGGCCCUCAGAGGAUUCCACAGACACUAAAAGUUCUGGUUUUCCAAAGAAGACCAAACGCACAACCAAGGCUAAGAAAACUGUUAUAAAAAGAGCAAACAGUGGGCAGUCUGAAAACAAAAGCCAUGCACCAAACAAGAGAGCAAAGGCACCAGGGCGGGUUCUGAGGAGGAGGCCGCGCUGCUCCUAAACUCUGACUGUUAUAACAUUUUGUACAAAAGGACAGAGUAUAUACAACCUUCAGCCAAAAAAAGAUCAACAUAUUGAAUGUAAUUAAUAAUUAAAACGUCUAUCACACAGCCACAAAGUCAACUGUAAAAAAUAAUCAUUGCAAAGGCAUGAUGUGCAUAUUUUGUCUUGUUCUCAAACUUGA
Etheostoma spectabile (orangethroat darter) is the source of this 2254-nucleotide messenger RNA. It is a transcript of the gene znf750, whose product is annotated as zinc finger protein 750. NCBI's taxonomy places the organism in Eukaryota, Metazoa, Chordata, Actinopteri, Perciformes, Percidae. Gene Ontology annotation, cellular component: nucleus. Gene Ontology annotation, molecular function: RNA polymerase II cis-regulatory region sequence-specific DNA binding; DNA-binding transcription activator activity, RNA polymerase II-specific; promoter-specific chromatin binding. The record is from RefSeq and is a predicted model, not a curated record. Gene Ontology annotation, biological process: epidermis development; positive regulation of transcription by RNA polymerase II. The transcript is spliced from 3 exons. The coding region runs from base 239 to 2071 and encodes 610 amino acids.